AAAUAAGGGUAUUUAUUUUCGUGUGAAUUAUAUUUAAAGUGUUAUAAAAAAUGUCGAUUGAAAUUGAAUCUGCAGACGUAAUUCGUUUGAUACAACAGUAUCUUAAAGAAUCAAAUCUUGUCAAAACAUUACAAACAUUACAGGAAGAAACAGGUGUAUCAUUGAAUACAGUAGAUAGUGUAGAUGGUUUUGUAGCAGAUAUAAAUAAUGGUCAUUGGGAUACAGUAUUAAAAGCAAUACAAUCAUUAAAAUUACCUGAUAAAAAACUUAUUGAUUUAUAUGAACAGGUUGUCUUAGAAUUAAUUGAAUUACGAGAAUUAGGAGCAGCUCGAUCAUUAUUGCGACAAACAGAUCCUAUGAUUAUGAUGAAACAACAAGAACCUGAAAGAUAUAUACAUUUAGAAAAUUUACUUGCACGUUCGUACUUUGACCCACGUGAAGCAUAUCCUGAUGGAAGUACAAAAGAAAAACGAAGAGCUUACAUAGCUACUGCUUUAGCUGGUGAAGUAUCAGUAGUACCAUCAAGUAGAUUACUUGCAUUAUUAGGACAGGCAUUAAAAUGGCAACAACAUCAAGGUUUACUUCCACCUGGUACUACUAUAGACUUGUUUAGGGGAAAAGCUGCAGUUCGAGAUCAAGAAGAUGAAAAAUAUCCUACUCAACUUUCAAAGCAAAUUAAAUUUGGUCAGAAGUCUCAUGUAGAAUGUGCACGUUUUUCACCAGAUGGUCAAUAUUUAGUUACUGGUUCUGUUGAUGGAUUCAUUGAAGUAUGGAAUUUUACAACUGGUAAAAUCAGAAAAGACUUAAAAUAUCAAGCUCAAGACAAUUUUAUGAUGAUGGAGCAAGCAGUAUUAUCAAUGUCUUUUAGUCGCGAUAGUGAAAUGUUAGCUGGUGGUGGACAAGAUGGAAAAAUAAAAGUAUGGAGAGUUCAAAGUGGACAAUGUUUAAGAAGAUUUGAAAAAGCACAUUCAAAAGGUGUUACAUGUCUUCAGUUUAGUAGAGAUAAUAGCCAAAUUUUAUCUGCAUCAUUUGAUACUACUAUAAGGAUACAUGGACUCAAAUCUGGAAAGACCUUAAAAGAGUUUCGAGGACAUGCUUCUUUUGUAAAUGAAGUAGUCUUUGUACCAGAUGGACAUAAUAUAAUAAGUGCAUCAUCUGAUGGAACUGUAAAAGUUUGGAGUUUAAAGACAACAGAAUGUAUAGGUACAUAUAAAUCUUUGGGAGCUUCAGAUUUAACUGUUAACAGCAUACAUCUUCUUCCUCGAAAUCCAGAACAUUUUGUUGUGUGUAAUCGUUCAAAUACAGUAGUAAUUAUGAAUAUGCAAGGACAAAUUGUAAGAUCAUUCUCUAGUGGAAAACGAGAGGGAGGUGACUUUGUAUGUACUGUUGUAAGUCCACGUGGUGAAUUUAUUUAUUGUGUUGGUGAAGAUCUUGUGCUUUAUUGUUUUUCUACAUCAUCAGGAAAACUUGAAAGAACUCUAAAUAUACACGAAAAAGAUGUUAUAGGUUUAACGCAUCAUCCUCAUCAGAAUCUUUUAUGUUCUUAUAGCGAAGAUGGCCUUUUAAAAUUAUGGAAACCAUAA
Eufriesea mexicana is the source of this 1583-nucleotide messenger RNA. It is a transcript of the gene Smu1, whose product is annotated as Smu1 spliceosomal factor. Gene Ontology annotation, biological process: mRNA splicing, via spliceosome. NCBI's taxonomy places the organism in Eukaryota, Metazoa, Arthropoda, Insecta, Hymenoptera, Apidae. The transcript has 8 exons. Gene Ontology annotation, molecular function: protein binding. The record is from RefSeq and is a predicted model, not a curated record. The coding region runs from base 51 to 1583 and encodes 510 amino acids.